Molecule: messenger RNA, 500 nt
Organism: Eimeria tenella
Lineage: Eukaryota; Apicomplexa; Conoidasida; Eucoccidiorida; Eimeriidae
Product: DNA ligase 1 precursor, putative
Exons: 3
Source: RefSeq, a predicted model, not a curated record
CCUCUCCUGCAGCAGCAGCAACAGCAGCAACAGCAGCAAAAGCUGCAGCAGCAACUACGAAGACAGUUGCUGAGAAACAACCAUUGAAGAAGGCAGCAGCAGCAGCAGCAACACCGGCAGCAGCAAAAUCGAGGAAAGCUGCAGCAGCAGCAAAAGCAGCAGCAGCAGUUAAGGCGACUUCAGCAGAAGAGGAUCAAGAUGAUGAAGAAGCGGAUUCCAUAUCAGAAGGCGAGGGCUACGACGAUAUAUCUGAAGAUGAAACAGCAGAAGACAGCAGCAAAAUAAAAGUUGCAGCUGCGAGCGCCAAGGGUCGCCGCGCGUUGGCGAAGCUCGAAAGCAGCAGCAGCAGCAGCAGCAGCAGCAGCAGCAGCAGCAGCAGCAAGACGGGUUCUCUGUUCGCCUGCAGAGUUGCUGAAGCAACAGCAGAUUUGUCUUCUCCUUUUUUUGACCCAGAGCUUUUCGACUUCAAAAGAAACAGCGACAGCGAGGGCAACGUCUAG